Molecule: messenger RNA, 2528 nt
Organism: Culex pipiens pallens (northern house mosquito)
Lineage: Eukaryota; Metazoa; Arthropoda; Insecta; Diptera; Culicidae
Product: mucin-5AC
Exons: 3
Coding region: 290-2011 (573 amino acids)
Biological process (GO): ubiquitin-dependent protein catabolic process via the multivesicular body sorting pathway
Cellular component (GO): ESCRT I complex
Molecular function (GO): ubiquitin binding
Source: RefSeq, a predicted model, not a curated record
UCAGAUUUUUAGCGAAAUAAGACGGAAAAAUAUUUUUCGCGACAAAAUUGCUACGACUCGCGGUUUGUGUUUCUUUUUGUUUCAACGAGGAGCAGUGGAUUGAUUUGAGUGUUUUACGGUGGGGCUGGUGGUGCGAUUAGCGCCGAAUUGGAGGAGGGAUCGCGCUUCCGUUCCAGUUUGGCCAUGACUGGGCGAAAGCUCGAAGGACGUGUUAAUCCAAUUGUCGCCCCUUGAUGAGCUCAUUGCUUUCGUUGUCGACGCCGCGGAUGUUGGCUGCCCUCGUCGUAGGAUGUCUCAGAGUCCACCGAAUUACAUGGAGGGGGUCCCGGUGAAAAUUUCGGAGCGCUUUCGGCCUCCCCCGAAGGUCACACUGCCGCAGAGUGUGAUCAAUCGAUUGGCGCAGGUUGAUGGUGGUGGAUCGUCGUCAUCUAGGAUCGUUCCCAGUUACGACUUUGAGCUGGAGGAGACCGUACUUAAGAGGAUUGGCGAGUGGCGUGCGGCCAAGGAUAAGCAACUUUACGAGAGGGGAGAGCGAAUCCGGCGGAAGGAGUUGGAGCUGGCCAGGCUUGCGGAAGAGGAGCAGAAGCGUAAGUUGAACCAGAUUUGUUAUCCGGAAACGGACGAUUUGUCGAGUGCUAGCGAGGAAGAUGGAGAGGACGAGGUUUCCGAGGAGAACGAUGAAUCGAUACCAUCCGGAUCGUCGGAAGAGCAGGUCGCCCAGAUUAGGACGUCCGCAGCUCAGUAUAGUCAGUUUAAUAAAUUUGAUACGAUUCUGAUUCCGACGGUGCUGCCGGAACUUGCCACAGCGAACAGAACUAGCGCUAGCGAUGAACUCAUUACUUCUGGCGGUGGUUUGACCACCAACAAUGUCCACAUUCCAAAGAGCACUAACUUACUAAAUAACAAUAACUACAACAAGAUCAAUUAUUCAGACUUUGAGAAUGAUACUUCCAGUCCGUUCGAUAACAUGGAACUGAAAACUAUGAACGAUUUAGAUAUCCUAGCGCAAGUUUUGAACCUGAACGCUCCAAGCUCGGGCUCGGAACGAAGUCCGGAAGAGACGAACGACUCGAAGCCCAAGCCCAUUGAAGAAGCGGUGGCAACAACGACGACGACGACGAUAGAUCAAGCAACCGUUCCCACGGUUCAACAGCCACAGUAUAGCUACGGUCAAACGGCCCAACAAUAUCAGCCCGGAACGUACUCGAUGCCAACCCAGCCGCAGCAGCAGCAGCCUCCUUCCUCGAACGAUUACUACAAGUCCUACAACAGUUACCAUUACAACUAUUGCGCGUACACUCCGACAUCGACUUCGACCGCGACAAGUUGCUACACCCCGACUUCCGGUGCCGUGGCCGCCGCAACCGUUCCAUACCACUCGCCCAGCACGCAGUAUCAGUAUCAACCGACGGCGGCACAGUACAGCUACUACCCGUACACGAGUGCGGCCACGGCCGGCAACUCACCCGCGACUCAGCCAACCUAUGCUCACAACUAUCUCUACAACAACGCUGCCGCUGCCGCGUCCUACUACAACUAUCCGGCAGGGCAGUCGGCCACUCCGGCGGAUGAAGCCUCCAGCCUGCGAUCCAAGUCGAAAAGCGUGCCCGACAUCGUGCGCCAGCUCGACGAAGAGGUGCAGGAUUCGGCCCUGCGACGCACCCGGAACAAUAGUCAAUCGACCGCCGAGCGGCGACUGGAGGACGACGAGCCAACGGUUCACACUCCGGCAGUCACAACCGGCAGCAACGCGCGGACCGAUUUCACCCUGUACAACCAGCUGUCCGCCGGAGAGCAGAAUCUAGUGAAACGCAUCGGCUCGAUGGGAUUCCCGUUGGAGCGCGUUGCGGCGGUGCUAAAGCGACUCGGAAGCGACGAUAAAAAGAUUGUAGAACAUUUGAUACCGCUGAGCGAGCUGCUGGAUCUGGGAUUUGAGGAGGAGAAAAUCUCCGAAGCACUGGUCAAGUUUGGCAACAACAAACACAAAGCGUUGGACUAUUUGAUAUCGUAGUAUUUAUGCGAGCAGCGAUGAACGAAAGCGGUUUUUUUUGCGGUUUGUGAUGAAAGCAGAACAUUGAUGCAGAAAGAGAAAGAGCGACGAGAGCCGUAAACCAAAAUGAUUGUAGCAAACUAUUUUAAAUUUACAAUAACACGAUAAAACUUAUAUGCUUUGCUUUUUCCAAUGCCUUAGUCGCAAUAAAAAUGAAAUGUGUAGAGUGCGUCGUGUGUUUGUCUCGGCACUGAGAUAUUUUUGUUCGAGUUCAAGCAGCCACCGCAGCGCGCAGCAACAGCAAACAACUUCGUUCGUUUGAUCGCCAAGUGUUAGUGUAAUUAAUACUGGUUGUGUUUCUCCCAUCCCAUGAAUACUACUAACACUGGUGGUGAGUAGAUUUUUGUUAGAGUAGCGUUUGGCUCGCUCCGGAGAAGAAUGCUCUUUAUAUAUUCUUAUUUAUUAUGAGUUUUCGGUACAUACAACAAAAAAGAUAGCCCCUUUAUCGAAUGAACAAUAAAAUUACCUAUCCAUUCUA